AUGGCCAAAGUCCAAGGAACAUGCGACCCUCGCUUCGCCAAAGUCAAGUCCGUCUUCCAAUCCUACCUCGACUCGGGAGAAGAGCUGGGCGCCUCCAUCUGCGUCAAUCUCGACGGGAAAGAAGUCGUUGAUCUCUGGGGCGGCUACGCAGAUGAAGCCCGAACACGGCCAUGGGAGAAGGACACUAUAACAUGUAUUUGGUCUUCUAGCAAGACUAUCUGCGCGCUGGCGGCACUCGUGUGCAUCGACCGGGGUCUUCUGGAUCCGAACGAGAAGGUGUGCAAGUACUGGCCUGAAUUCGCCGCGAAUGGGAAAGAAGGUGUGGAAGUUCGCCACUUUCUUUCGCAUGCGAGUGGAUUGAGUGGGUGGGAGGAGACCGUUACGAUCGAGGAUGUGUGCGAUGUGGAAAAGAGUACGAAGUUGUUGGAGCAACAGGCGCCAUGGUGGGAACCCGGUACCGCGAGCGGCUACCACGGACUCACAAUGGGCCAUCUCCUCGGCGAGUUGAUCCGUCGGGUAACCGGGAAGCCGAUGCAAGAGUUCAUCGCUGAGGAACUCUCUCGUCCACUUGCGGCGGACUUCCAACUUGGUGUCCCGGAGAAGGAGUGGCACAGAGUCGCCGAUAUUAUUCCCCCACCACAACACCAAGAGAAUAUGGAGGGCAUGGCCCUUGACACAAAAAGCCUCAUGUUCAAAUCUAUGGGCAUAAACCCCGGCAUGGAUGCUGACUGGGCCAACCAACCAGUCUGGAGGGGUUCAGUUGUUGGUGCGGCGAACGGAUACAGUAAUGCGCGCGCUCUCGUUCGUCUCAUGUCCGUCAUCUCCUUGGGAAACCCUUCUUUUCUCUCUGGCAAGACUCUUGAUCAGAUUUUCUCGACGCAGCAACAUGCCGAGAAGGACCUUGUUAUCCCGAUGAAUGUCCGCCUUGGACUGGGAUUUGGGCUGCCAGCUGAAGGAAGCAUAAUGGCCGAUCUGCCACUGGGACGGGCGGCGACUUGGGGUGGUUGGGGCGGAAGCCGGGUUAUCGCUGACGCGGAUAGAAAGAUGACGUUUGGAUAUGUUAUGAACAAGAUGGAUGCAGCCGGGUUGGGGCAGACGAAUGAGAAUGGCAAGGGUGGUAUGGGCAAUCCGAGAACGUCGAAGUUUAUCGCAACGGUUUACGAGGCGUUGGGUAUCGUGGCUUGA
Molecule: messenger RNA, 1185 nt
Organism: Alternaria metachromatica
Lineage: Eukaryota; Fungi; Ascomycota; Dothideomycetes; Pleosporales; Pleosporaceae
Exons: 1
Coding region: 1-1185 (394 amino acids)
Source: RefSeq, a predicted model, not a curated record